AUGGACUCCUCACACAAUACGAACGCCGAUGCCGGCUGGAAGAGCAACAACAGACCUCAAUCUACCCUCGCCCAAGAUUUUUCCGCGACCUUGGACGAGAUGUUCCGGUUGAAUGGGGUCGGUGCCCUCGAGGAUUCUGUCGUGCAGAAAAAAGAUACCGUCCAGUCCCAGCGGUACCAGCUCGAAGACCUCGAGGCCAAACUACGCGAAGCCGACAAGAGACUCAAGCAACUCGAAUCCAAACACCGUCGCACGCAGAGCGAGAUGAAAUUCGGAGGUCGCCAGAGACAACCCGUGUCCUCCCUUUUCAAUGCUGACGACGAGGACAGCAGCGGCGAAAGCGACGCCCUCGGGAGAUCGUCACCACAAGACGAAAGAUCGAGACAACAUUGA
Molecule: messenger RNA, 393 nt
Organism: Exophiala spinifera
Lineage: Eukaryota; Fungi; Ascomycota; Eurotiomycetes; Chaetothyriales; Herpotrichiellaceae
Exons: 3
Coding region: 1-393 (130 amino acids)
Source: RefSeq, a predicted model, not a curated record